AUGACCUUCUCCACGCCGCCCGUGAUUCGAAAAUUUAUUCGUUCCUUCGUCUACUCUCCACAACAAAAGCAAGCACUUAUUGAUUUUUAUUCCACAUUUCUGAAUCAUUCUCGGAUUCAAACCAUGAAGAGUGUUCUUGAUAAACGUUCGAAAUUUAUCAUUCCGGUGCUGGAGGAUGUUCGGAGUGAGCAAAAUGUUGCUGCUGUGAUUCGGACGGUGGAAUGUUUUGGAAUGAGUCAAUUACAUGUAAUUAAUCCACCAUCAAGUCCUCCAAUGAGUGAACGGAAAUCUCGUUCAAAAGGUGUUUCAAGUGGAGCUACUGAGUGGAUUGACAUAAAGAAUCAUAAAAGUUCCGAAGAGUGUUUUGAAGAAUUAAAGGACAAGUAUAAUUGUAGAAUUAUUGUUACAUCACCAUAUUCCAUUCCUCAAUUAUUGGCUGGUGAGAAGAGAAGUCAGAACGCUCCAAAUACUUUUGCAAAUUUUUCUCCAGUCAUCACAGCAAAACAUUUAUCACUACCUCAUUAUAUCGGAGUGGAUCAAGUACCUAUUACUUUUGGUUCAAUGAAACAAUCGGAAAUGGAUGAUAAGCCUAUUGCUCUUGUUUUUGGAAAUGAAGCUCACGGAAUUUCAAAUAUUGCCAUUGAUCAUGCCGAUGCUUCUUUAACAUUACCUCUCUAUGGAUUUACGGAGAGUUUUAAUAUUCAUGUGAGUGUUGCCAUCUCGACCUAUUUCUUGAAUGAGAAAUUUAGAAACUGUCUGAAUAAUCCAGAGACGAAACAUUUUGCUGAACAAUAUCUUUAUACGAGUGAAGAAAAAACAAAUACUCUAUUGGAAUGGCUACGAGAUUGUGUCUCGAGAAGUGACGAAUUAGAAUUAGAGUUUAUGCGAAAGGAGGGAAUACCAAUUCCAUCGAGCUAUGCAGUCAUGUCAAAUAGUCAGCCACUUUCACAGACAAUUAACGCCGAAAACAAAUAA
This is a messenger RNA of Naegleria fowleri, 975 nucleotides long. RefSeq lists its product as uncharacterized. Gene Ontology annotation, biological process: tRNA guanine ribose methylation. The coding region runs from base 1 to 975 and encodes 324 amino acids. Lineage: Eukaryota; Heterolobosea; Eutetramitea; Acrasida; Naegleriidae. The record is from RefSeq and is a predicted model, not a curated record. Gene Ontology annotation, molecular function: RNA binding. The transcript has a single exon.